CCCCAACACCACCAGUGCCAGACCCAAAAAAAAGCCAAACAUCUCAAAGUCCGGGACAGUCGCAACAAACUUCACCAGCAACCGAUGAAGACGGAUCUGCGCCUGCAUCUGAUUCAGACAUGGCAGGCAAAACAACACCAACGCAACAAGUACCAAUCCAAAGAAAAAGUCAAGCAUCGCAAAAUCCAGGACAGUUCCCAAGAACUCCGGCAGUAGCCAAUGCACAAGUAUCAAAAUAUCCUGGUCUGUCAGGUAUGACACCCCCAACACCACCAGUGCCAGAUCAAAGAAAAAGCCAAACAUCUCAAAGUCCGGGACAGUCGCAACAAACUUCACCAGCAACCGAUGAAGUUGGAUCUGCAUACGCAUCUGUUACGCUGGAAACUAGUGAGCCGACUGCAAGUUUGAACUCACAGAAUCAUACUCUUGAAGUGCUGCCUCCAAGGAAAACAGCUAUCACACCAGGUGCUUUUCAUCAGAACACUCCUGGCUCCAAGGCAUGCAAGCAUGCCGGCUCAAGUGUUACUCUUGUCAUCGCAAUGGCAUCUGUAGUAGUUUGGUACACUAAUACUCUUUGGGCAUGGUGCUAGUCAGAUAUACACAUACCACUGAUCCACUACGUAUUGUGCUAUCCAGUAAUUUUCUUUCUAUAUUCUUUAUUAUUUUUGUUAUGAUCCUUGCCCUAUAUGUACGGACAAGGAGGCUUCACAGAGAACCAGUAUUGCAUGUAGCAGCACAUGCAUGCUUUGAAUUCAAAUCUGCAGUUCUACUCUCCAGUGCGCUGUUGCCUCUGUAUGACUUGUAGCAAGUGCUGAAGCUGCUGACCACACCUCUCUUUCUGUACCCUCAUUCCUUCCUAGCUAGGUCUGCAGAAACACAAGCCUUUUGACGAGCUACUUCAUCAAUAUCGUUUUCGAAGACGUCGACGUUUACUUCGAAGCUGUUGUACACCACGAGCCACUAUCCUGCAUCGUGAAAAUCUGUUCUUGAAAACUCAACAAUGU
Molecule: messenger RNA, 1004 nt
Organism: Sycon ciliatum
Lineage: Eukaryota; Metazoa; Porifera; Calcarea; Leucosolenida; Sycettidae
Exons: 5
Coding region: 120-590 (156 amino acids)
Source: RefSeq, a predicted model, not a curated record